Messenger RNA from Caenorhabditis briggsae, 1317 nucleotides. It is a transcript of the gene Cbr-twk-14, whose product is annotated as Protein CBR-TWK-14. Gene Ontology annotation, cellular component: membrane. The transcript has 8 exons. Bases 1 to 1317 code for a protein of 438 amino acids. The record is from RefSeq and is a predicted model, not a curated record. Gene Ontology annotation, molecular function: potassium ion leak channel activity. Lineage: Eukaryota; Metazoa; Nematoda; Chromadorea; Rhabditida; Rhabditidae. Gene Ontology annotation, biological process: potassium ion transmembrane transport; stabilization of membrane potential.
AUGGCUAUUACUGAAACUGUCAUGCACAAGUUACAGUUCGCUCGUGGCAUCGGUCAACGGGAGAUGCUCCGCGCCAACACACUGCCGUCGAUCACUCGGGCAAAGGUCGGUUGCUUUGCAAGACUGCGAAUCUACGAAGAGAAUGCUCGUUUCGUACUAAUUUGCCUAAUUUUGAUUGUAUAUCUUGCAUUCGGAGCAGCGCUUUUUCAUUGGCUCGAGUGGGACAACGAAGUGGAUGAACGGGAAACGAUUGAAAAACGAAUGAACGAAUACCGAGAGAAUUAUUGUACGAGAAGACCAAUGAACGAAUGUGAUUUCGAUGAAAUGGUCAGAUUUAUCGCCGACGGAGCCACAAGUGGACUUUUGAACACACGACCUCGAUUUGAUAUCCUAGGAUCUCUAUUCUUCUCGGCUACCGUAAUCUCAACCAUUGGUUUUGGAACUUCGACGCCCAGAACUCAACUCGGAAGAUUUAUAACGAUUGUGUAUGGAGUCGUCGGAUGCACCUGUUGUGUGCUGUUUUUUAAUUUGUUCCUGGAGAGACUGGUGACUGGAAUGUCAUACAUCUUAAGAAGUCUUCGAGAGCGGAAAAUCCGAUACAGGCUUAAGGAGCCAGGAAACAAGCCGGUCACUCUUCUCAUCAAUAAUGAAGACUUCAAUGAAUCUUCCAGCUCUUGCGAGGGUCAUAUGGACAACUGGAGACCGUCAGUUUACAAAGUAUUCUUCAUUCUUUUCUCCAUGUGCCUGGUUCUUAUCACCGCUUCCGCCGGUGUCUAUUCGGUCAUCGAAGACUGGGUCUACAUCGAUUCUCUCUAUUUCUGCUUUAUCAGUUUCGCCACAAUCGGCUUUGGUGAUUAUGUAUCCAACCAGCAGGAUGUGACGAGGAUGAGCCCGGAUCUGUACAGAUUUGUCAACUUCUGCAUUCUGACUCUGGGUGCUUGCUUCUUCUAUUGUCUCUCGAAUGUAUCCUCGAUUGUGGUUAGACAACUCUUGAAUUGGAUGAUCAAAAAGAUGGAUAUCAAAGUAGAAGAUAGAUCAUUCCUCUGUUUUAAGAAGAAGAGAAGAUACAUGGGUCUCGGUCUCCGUCCACCGAAAGGAUACGACAUGACAUCUGAAAGAUCGUCAGUAGAUUACGCAGAUGGGUUGCUGUCGUUGAAAGAGUUUCUGAUGAACAAUCAAAGUUCAAUGAUCAUGCUUCAAAAGCAAUUGAUAAAAAGUGCGAUGAAGAAUGUUGUGGAGAAUGAGGAACAGAAGAUCUCAGCAACACGAGUAGGACCAAUGGGAAUUCUUGAUGAAGCAUUUGGAGAUGAACCAUGA